AUGGCUGCGUGUCUCGAUGGUAUGGAGAAGCCUGGCAUAGGCCGACCUGUCACGUUAGCGCAGAUGCGGGAUGAGAGUGUCAAGGUGGACUUGUGUGUAACUGGUGGACUGGUGUUUAAUGCACAGGGUGUGACGAUUUGGGAGGGACAUAAUUUGUUCGAGGUGCAGUGGGCCAUGUUGCAGGAUAUGAAGAUAUUGCGGGAAAAAGCGCCCGUCGUCGCCGUCGCACAUGGGUGUCAAGUGGUUGACGAAGUUGAACUCGGCGCGGAGAAGGUUACGUCGGAUAUACAGGGUGAGGUACAGAGCGAUUGGGUGGUAACACCAGACGCGACGGUCGAGAUAGCUGCGGCGAAGAAGCCUACCAGCGGUAUCGAUUUCGACACUGUAGAUCCUGAGGGUUUGCUCAACAUACCGCCGCUGCAAGAGCUGCGAGGGAUCCGUAUGAUGGAGCAGAUCAUGCAGCGGGAUGGCUUUGUCUCGAAAGAAGAGAAGCCGGAAGCGGCACCAACUGAGGAUGAGCAGCUGGGCAUCAGUAUAGUAGAGAAGUUGAUGCAAAGCUUCAAGUCGUAG
Messenger RNA from Pyrenophora tritici-repentis Pt-1C-BFP, 570 nucleotides. RefSeq names its product 5-formyltetrahydrofolate cyclo-ligase. Gene Ontology annotation, cellular component: cytoplasm. Lineage: Eukaryota; Fungi; Ascomycota; Dothideomycetes; Pleosporales; Pleosporaceae. The record is from RefSeq and is a predicted model, not a curated record.